Pieris macdunnoughi is the source of this 1596-nucleotide messenger RNA. The record is from the annotation of a GenBank genome assembly. NCBI's taxonomy places the organism in Eukaryota, Metazoa, Arthropoda, Insecta, Lepidoptera, Pieridae.
AUGCCACAGAGUGAUAGUGAAGAUUUCGAGAGUGCUGACGAGGGACAUUCAAAUGCUACUAGAAAAGAAAGAAAAAAGCGCAAUUCCUCUUCCAACUACAGUGAUAAUUUGGAUUCCGACUUUGGACAACGGAAACCUCAACCUCAAGAGUCAAAUGCAACCGAAAAAGUUGCAACAACAGAUGGUUGGGAUGAUUUUGAUUUAGACGAGUCUGAAACAGUAAAAGAAACACAUUUAAAGUUUGAAAAUGACAAACCUAAAACAAGUUCAGCUCAAGAUACUGGUUGGGAUGAUUUUGGUGACUGGGGUGAAAGUGGUACUGUUAAAAGUGAGGAGAUUAAACAAAAUACAACUUUAGAGUAUAGUAAUAAUGCACAAAACCAGCCAGUUACAACUAAAGAAACAGAAAAACAAAUUAAAAGUGAUGGAUGGGGGUGGGGUUGGGGUGUUGACUCGCUUCUUAGCUCUGCCACCGCAGGAAUUAGCACAAUUACAAGUCAAGUUUCACAGGGUAUUUCAACUGUCCUUGAAACGGGUAUUGGUGCCCCAAAUCCAGAAGAAUUAGCUCGAAUCACUAAAGAAAAGGCAAAGAUUGCAGAGACUGAGGUUUCAGAAGAAAAGCAAGAAGUGACCGAUACAACCUUUCAGUUUGGGAGUCUUUUAUCUGGUGUUACUAAAUUCGUUGAAAAUACUGGUACAAAAGUAAUCUCAGGUGGUCUAGAUACCCUAGAGGUUAUUGGUAAAAAAACAAUGGAGGUUCUUCAAGAUGGAGACCCCGGAUUGGUCAAGAAACGGGCAAUGCUUGGUCUUGAAACUGAGAAGCCCAUACUCUCCCAAAUACUAAGAGAGGCAAAGGAAAGGGGAGAUGAGGAAGAUAAAAUGAAAGAAGCCAAACGGGAAGCAAAGGAGGUCCAUUAUGAGUCGCUGUUUGAUGAUUUUGAAGGUCUAGUUCACUUAGAAGCAUUAGAAAUGCUCUCGCGUCAGGUGAGCAUGCGUAUAGAGGAACGCCUGCGCAGCUCCGACCCCGAGAAGAGACAGGAUAUCAAAGAAACAUUACAGCAAGUUGCAGAACUCUGUGAGAUGCCAGAGGAAGAUGAGGAUGAUGAUUAUGAGGAAUCUGGUGAUCUGUCGAAAGAGGAUGUGUUCCACGAACGUUUGCAGAGGGCAACAAGGGAUAUCGGUCUGAAAUUGCAGUUCCAACCGCUUAUAAAACAGUACACGGAAACCUUAACCUGGCUGGAAUCCAAUGAGCUAAACGAAAAGGCGAUUUAUAAACGCGCCGUUAGCGGGCUUGCGCACGCGACGGCGUGUUGCGUGGAACUGUAUCACAAAACUGGGGAAAUGCUGCUUGUUAAGCCAAGAAGGUCUACCGCGGAUGAGGCAGAUGCUUUGACUCAAUUAACCGUAGUUUUGACGAAACACGUCAGCGAAUUGGCGACAAUAUUUACCGAAGAGUUAAGCAAGAAGCAAGGAGAAGAUAAGGAGUCCGUAAACAACUAUAUAACCAACGUUUUCUUGGAAGCUGGAAACAGUUCAAAGUACAUACAAAAUGCAUUCCAGUUAACCUUGCCUAUUAUACAAAUUGGUGCCGUUUAG